This is a messenger RNA of Penicillium antarcticum, 1428 nucleotides long. RefSeq lists its product as uncharacterized. The coding region runs from base 1 to 1428 and encodes 475 amino acids. NCBI's taxonomy places the organism in Eukaryota, Fungi, Ascomycota, Eurotiomycetes, Eurotiales, Aspergillaceae. The transcript has a single exon. The record is from RefSeq and is a predicted model, not a curated record.
AUGGAUCCCGGCACAGGGUCUCCCCUGUUCAUCGCCCAGAAGACACUGUGCUACUACCCAAUCAGCACAAUAUACAACUCGUGUCCUCGAUACCUUUUCUAUGCACUCAUUCUUGCAAGCUGCGUGACUCGGUGGACCGGAUGGCUUGCGGACGUGUUCCUGGGCGCUGCAGCGACAUACGCAGGGACAGCAGCCAUUCAAGCCUUCAUCCUCCUUUCCGCCCAGCAAAAGCCACAGUCACCUAGUCCAAUUACUAUUCCAUUCAUAUCAGCAAAUACAAGCCUUACCAGUGACUUUCCUGAACUGGUCACCGAGACAGACUAUAUUGUGCUUGCACCUGCAUCUUUGGAGUUAGAUGCCGAUGCAGUUCUUGCUAUUGUCGUUACUGGGUACCUCGUGUUCCUACCCCUUCAAGCUUGGUCGCGUGUCUUGACGCACGAUCGAGCCCGCAACUUGCUGUUCUACCUUUGGAAUAUUCUCAUGCUGGCGGGCUCGAUCUGCGCUCUGAUCUAUGCAGCAAGGGUACCAAACACGCCCACACAGUACAUGUUCUGCUAUCCCGACAUUCCUCCAUAUGAUGAUACAUCAAGCGAUGGUUGGCAGUCCUCCUGGAGGACUUCGACCUGGAAUAGUAGUGUAUGGGAGACAUUCUCAAACAUCUCAGUCUGGGGCCAGAUAGGAGAUAUUUGCUACAACCCUUGCUUCAACACUACCCAGAUUCUUCGACAGCAGACCUCGUUGCACUCAGCUACUGUCACAGAGGACUCUGCAGCGCCGUCAUCGCAUGGCUUUUGGAACAAAAUCCUUUACUCGAAGCGAUAUAUCUACAGUCUCAUCAUCUUGUGUCUCGUUCUCAAUUGCCUAUUGCUGGUUUUCAAGUUUCUCCCUUACAAAUCACGAAUUCCCUCUUCUCAGAUUGUUGUUAUCUGGAAAAGUCGACGGAAAAUCUGGAACGGCUUCAAAGAAGAUGUUCGCCAUGGAAUACAACGUCCGCUGGACGAGAAACCUGGAAAUGAGGAGGGCCGGACAGUGGCCUAUCCCGCCAAAAAACAAUCACUUUGGCACCGACUGCGGCCUUUUCUUACCUGGCAGUUUGUUAACGCAUUUCUGCAUGUUUCAGUCGAUGCCGGAAUUCUCUUCGGCAUGCUUUUCAGUAUGAUUAUCAGCCCUUUUACUAUUGUCGCGUUCGUCGCAUGGGCUGAGUGGACUCUCUAUAAUGAUGGUCCUUCACAAGAGAGUCCACAACAGGUCGGACAGUGGGCAUAUCUGGUCUCGAUUGCACUUCUUGUGAUCUCUGCAGGAAUUUUAACGCUCAAAUAUCGCAUCGCCUCAUCCACGGAGUUGGAUAAUGAGAUUGAAGCUACACGAAUGCACUUGACUAAUCUGGAGGAGAAGAGAGAGGCCCGGUCGGAAUCCGAUGAGCUUUGA